AAAAAGUGUGCAAAAAGGCAACCGAGAAUGAAGGCAAGAUUUUGCGCUCGGAAAGAAAGCAUUUGCGUGUCUGCUCAACAAAAAACUCAGGGAAUCAUUUUCAGGGAAGGAAUUUUUACGAAAUGGAUGUAGAAAGCUGUGUGAGCAAUGUUGUGACUGCAGCUGGUGGCGUUUUCGAUGCAGAAGGCGAAGCCACUGAGUUAGCCGGGGUCUACGAGGUUCACAAUGGAGAUGAUCUCGCGGGAGAGAGCGCAGAGGGCGAUGGCAGUGGAUCUGCAAGUUCUCCUUCUGCUUCUCGGCAGAACUCCCAAGCAGCGGACCCGUAUGGUGAUAAUCCGAUGAAGCGUCGUGUAUUUGACCGAGAGCAGUCGGCCAUCCUUGAGCGAUUCUAUGACAAUGGCAUGAACUCUACACAUCGACGCAAUAAGGAACUAGUCGAUGAUGCAGCACAAGAGGUCGGCGUCUCUGCUGACAAAGUCAAGAACUGGAUUGGUGCAGAGACUGUGCGGCGCAAGCGGCAAGCUUUGGCUGUAGCUGGUGGAAAGCCUGGCAGUGCAGGAUCGACUCCAGUUGGUGCUCCACCUGCGAAGCGAAAACGCUCACUUUCCGGCUACAGUUUAUUUUUGGCAGAGACAUUGAAGGACAGUCCUGAACCAUCAUUAGCAGAACAUAAAACAGAUAUAGCUGCCCGAUGGCGCAACAUGUCCGACGAGGAGCGUGUGGAUUGGCACCAGCGGGCUCGGCUAUACGAAUCACAGCAACGGGGUGCAGCUGCACCGGCUUCUCCUGCCGUUGCUACAGCGCCGGCCACCGCCACGGCCACAUCACCGACUGCGACUCCUCCGACGACCGUGGAAGGUCGGGAUCGCAUUGUGUCCUACGCCGUCAGUCUUCUGCAGUCAUGCUUGGAAAGGCUCGAUCAGGUGGGAGUACACAGCUAUUGUCUCUUGGUAGAUCCCAUCCAGAUGAAGACGCACACUUUAGCGUCUGCACUCGGCCAGCAGUUCCACCAGCAGCAGCAGACCCACCAACAGCCCCCCUCGGAUGACACUGCAACAGGCUCUACGACAGAAUCAUCUGAUUCAGCUGGUGCAUCGUCUACCGAGGAAGGAUCUGUGAGCAACGCACAGGCAUCGGGGACCAUCCAGUCCGGUGAAACACCGAUGGAUACAGCCGAGCAAGCAUCCCAAGAUCAGAGUGGCCCAGAAGCGCUGUCGGUGUACACGGCGUUCUCUCGCUUUGUGCUGAGCACUGCUCUGUCCCAGCAACCCACCCCUGGCGCUGGCAGUGCUACACCCGUCACCAGCGCCGAGGCUUCAACUGCUAUCGAGUCGGCAGAAAGCGUUGCCGAUGCAGCUGCAUUAGGCUUAGUGCCCUGUGCUCUAGAUAUGGCUUUUAACCCUGCUGGUACUGGUACUGCUGUUCCCUCCACACUGCCCUUAUCAUUAGCCUCCUCAUUGGGACCAUCAGUGGUGUCACCAACUGGCAAUGCCUGCCGCUAUCAGACUGCUGAUGGUUACAUUUGCCCAUACGUGGCCACUAGUCCGCAUUUCCUGAGGGCCCACCGCCUCGACACUGGCCAUAUAGCCAAGCGUGGACGUCCGAGAAAGAACCUUGUUCCUGGUGCGGCUGGACUAGGCAAUCCCUUGAUGGCCAUUCCUGCUCUCAACCUGGAUGCCGUUGCCUCUAUGGCUUCCCUAGCAAGUGCUGCUGCUGCCGCCAGUGGCACAACAGUCACUGCAGCGAUUGGUGACGUUCAACCUGGCCCAAUGGAGCCUCCAACGAGUGAGAUUACGGUUGGAUCUCAGGAAGUGGAAGCCAAUCCGGAUGUAUCCGACCUGAGUGUCGAUCAUAUGGUGAUGCUGAUUCGCAACACUUUUAACGCAAAGUAUGAGGCAGCGACGGGUGUGAAGACCAUUCCUUAUGAGGAUUCUCAUGCACUCGAGAACAUUGUGGUCUAUGGUCUGCCAGAUGGUGUUGCAUUGCAACGCCCGAAACUCUACUCGCCUGAACAACUUCGAGCUGUGGUCAAAGAGCUGGAGCGUGUCGUUUUCUUGCCGGUUACGAAAACUGAACAAACUGCCGAAGAGCUUUCAGUGACAACAACCACAACAGCGGCGACAACGGCAGCGUCUAAUGACGCCAUCAUCAACAACUAUGUGACAUCUGUGGACUCGCUUAUCACCGAGACUGUACCGCUGAACGUCGUCAUCGAGUCCACAACAGAGACUUAGUUAGAUCAGACUUGCUGGCUCUUGCCUUGGGCAUGUGAACGGGCUGUGCGUUACCGAGCGUGUGUGAACUAGUCUACGUUUCAUCCUGGGUGUCCUGCAUUCAUUACUGUCGCCAGUGGUAGUCGUCCGAAGUUAGCCCUUCUCACGUGCAUGCGCUUCUUCUUAGUAGUUUUCCCGGCAUUGCUCUGAGUUUGCCGGGCUCCUGACGUCAGGGAAGUGUUGACGUCCUGUCUGUAGCCGUGUAGGCCGUGCAUGUGUCCCUGCUAUUGGCUCUGUGCUUUUUGCUCCCUACCCACGCUGUUGCUGACCCUGGCUGCUCUCUAACCCGGUAGCGUAGUCCUUGCUUCAAUGGCUUUGUGUGCGCUUUCACUGCCUCUGCUGCCCGUGACUUUCCUGGCACUCUGUGUGACGGUGUCACGUUUACACUACUUGUGUGUUUUAUUACAUAGCUUUAGUCACGGUAAACGCUGAGAAGCACACUCGUCGUUCCCUGUCAUAUCGGCUGUUAUCCUCUUCUGGUGCUGUACCCGUUUCCGACUCUGCCAUGCAUUGCUACCAUGUACCCGCUGUUUGCUUGGCUCGCCUGCUCGCUCACCUGGUCAGCCACAGGGCCCUGCGUUUGUUGCAACCACUGAUGAACCUGUCUGUGGAAAUCGCUGCAUUCUUCAGGAGCACUGCUCUGGGUUUUUGUUUUUGUUUCGAGUGUUUUAUCCGUGAUGACGAUGAUGAUGACCAUAAUGUUGUUUGUUAGCUUUAGCUGUGUGCUAAGGUACAUGUCCAUACGCUUCCUACAGUGUUGGAAACGAGUUUUUUUCUUCCUGCCUGUUACUAUCGUGUUGCUGUUGUUUGUGCUUUUUCUAGGUUGCCGAGCAAAAUUAAUGUCUAGUGUCCCGCGUGUUGCCUUGUUUGUAUUCUCUCACCUCGUAGGCUCAGCUAGCUGUGCUCUUAUCUUAUCUCAGACUCACUCUUUUCUACGUGCCGUGUGUUGCUUUGCUCUACUUUGCUUGUGUAUGCCCCACCUAGCGGGUUCUUGUGGCAGUGAUUUUUUUUCGCCUUGCCCUCGGCAGAGUCGCUAAACUUUGA
Sycon ciliatum is the source of this 3317-nucleotide messenger RNA. RefSeq lists its product as uncharacterized. Lineage: Eukaryota; Metazoa; Porifera; Calcarea; Leucosolenida; Sycettidae. The transcript has 14 exons. The record is from RefSeq and is a predicted model, not a curated record. Gene Ontology annotation, molecular function: DNA binding. Bases 123 to 2234 code for a protein of 703 amino acids.